ACAAGCUCCAUCACAGCUUUACCCCAGAGUACGGCACCACAUCAACUUACGAUGGAGUCUUUCAACGCCUCUCAGGGCGCCUUUCGCUCCCGCCGGUCCUACCCUUCGCUGAAUCACAUCUCGCUGGCACCGCUAACGCCCCGGUUCCCGCUCGACGACGAGGAGGGCGAGGCGGCGGACUAUUUUGCCUCGCGCAACGAGCAGCCGGUGGAAGAGCAGCGACAGCACCAGUAUCACGCGCGGACAUCGUAUCUGUCAAGUCUGUCAGUGCCCGGCACCCCGUCGCUGCUCUCUCAUUCCCGCGGUGGUUCUCCCACGCGCAGUCGGAGCCGCGCGCAGCUCCGACUCAGUGAAACGGAUUUACAGGCUGGUGAUUUUAUCUCGCCCCUUCAUCAUCAUCACCAUCAUAAUGGCCAUCAAUACCGGCAUCGCUCCGAAGGCUUAAAGAAGAAAAAGGGUCAGAAUAUCACCCGGCCGGAUCACGAUGAGAGAACUACGGCUGCCAACGACCCGGAAUGGAUGCUCCGGGCAGGGAUCGCUCUAGCGGCUUCCACGCGCGAGGAAAAGGGCCAGAGCUGGCUCGUGAAACGAGAGAGCUCGACGAGUCUCGUUUCCCAGACAGAGGAUGAUCAUCACUACGAGAAUCAACACCGCCCUCACCAUCGCCGUAGCACCGACAGGUCUCGGUCAGGCAUGUCGACGCCUGCUGCAUUCUCGCGUGGCGGUAGCCACAGAGGUAGCCGGGUGGACCUGGCGAUGACACCGCGGGACUUGACCAUAUCGACGACGGCGACGAGGUCGAGGGAUGGCCGGCUUAUUCUUCCGGACUUUGUCGACGAGGAGAUUCGAGCGGAGAUGGCGUCGGUUGAGCGCCGAUACGAUGACGAGGAAGGCUUAUACCUGGAAGAGUAUAAUUCUAUUGCAGACGUCGAGGAAGAGUCAUACGACACCGACGCUGGGAGCGAGGAAGCUGAGCUUGACGAGCGAGAGAUGCAGCGUCUGACGCACGAUCGGGGCUUUGGAUUGGGCCGUUGGAUUGAUCGUCUGGUGGAAUGGACCCUUUUUGGAGUCGACGACUGGCCGGCUGAGAGUGCCAUCCCGUCGGCGGCAGCAGACGACCCGUUUUUUGCUACAGGUGUGGACUCCCACUCCCGAGCCAUCCCAGAGGUAGUCGCCGACGACGCAAAUGGAGAUGAAGACCAUGUCAGCGAGGGAGAUGGAGACGACGAAGGCGGCAGCAUCGCAAGCGAGUCGGCCCCGGUGGGUGAGAUGGCUGGCGAGGAGGGCGGCUGGCAGGAUGCUGGCUGGCUGCUGCGAGUGGUGAAACGCACAAUGUUGACAUGACAUGGCAUCCUAUGGAGUAACUAUACGACGGAUAUCCGACCUCCGCUCGUACUCCGU
Molecule: messenger RNA, 1401 nt
Organism: Penicilliopsis zonata CBS 506.65
Lineage: Eukaryota; Fungi; Ascomycota; Eurotiomycetes; Eurotiales; Aspergillaceae
Exons: 2
Coding region: 52-1344 (430 amino acids)
Source: RefSeq, a predicted model, not a curated record